ACAUGGCAUCCGCACCGUCAAGCACCCCGGCGGAGGUGCCGAAAAGCCAUCUCCGGUGCCGAGCGAAGCGCGCCCGCGUCGGUGAUGGAUCAUCCUCCGCGGCAGAGUCGACGAUGCACGCCCCCGACGGCGAUUGGCGGGACUGGGCGAGCCUGGGGUCGGGGCCGGCGUGGCUGAUCGCGGACCGCGUGCUCGCCCGCGACGUCGCCGACUACGUCCGCUUCCGCGCGUCGUGCCGCGCUUGGCGGCGGUGCACGGCGGACCCGCAUGCCGACGCCCUGGACCCGCGGUUCCACCCGCGGCCCUGGAGCAUGCUCCCGGACGUCGUCACCCGCGGCUACAGCCCUCGCUACCGCUACAGCCGCUUCAAGAACAACUCCAUCGGCGAGCACAUCCGGAUGACGAUCCGGGGGCUGAACGGCCGGGACGGCCGCACGCACCUCGCGCGCACGACCCAGGGCCUCCUCGUCCUGCUCAACAAGAAGACCGACGCCGUGUUCGUGGUGAACCCAGUCACCGGCACCCGCACCGACCUCCCGCCGGUGACCACGCUGCUGGCCGGCUACCGCAGGAGCGAUGUCUUCCCUAGAUGGCCCAGAGAGCUCCACUUCGGCGCGCAGCUGACCGACGAUUCGGCGGUCGUGAUCAACUUCGGCGGGCACCGCCUGCUGGGCGUCGCGAGGCCCGGCGACGAGCAGUGGACCAAGGUGGAGUGCGGGCACCGGACCCGCGGACCAGUCUCGUCGUUCACAGGCCGCGUGUACUGCGUUGUGCGGAAAACUGCCAUGGUGGUGGAGACCUCGCCGGACCACCCGCCGAGGCUGGCCAAGGCUCCUCAUAAUCCUUUCGGUUCAAUGCCGUGACCGAGGCCUAGCCUAACUAGUUGCACACUUGCACGUAGUAGCACAAACUUUAUGUUUCGACAGUACGCCAUUGUCGUACAAGUAUCAGCAGUUCAGCACAAACUUUUUUUUUUUACGCGAGUUCAGCACAAACUUGAAACUAAAGAGAUUUCGUGUUUUUUUUAAGCAACGAGACUCCGAUUUCAUUAUAGAAACAUCCCUAUCAUUUCUUUUA
Messenger RNA from Triticum aestivum (bread wheat), 1077 nucleotides. RefSeq lists its product as uncharacterized. The coding region runs from base 3 to 863 and encodes 286 amino acids. Lineage: Eukaryota; Viridiplantae; Streptophyta; Magnoliopsida; Poales; Poaceae. The record is from RefSeq and is a predicted model, not a curated record. The transcript is spliced from 2 exons.